AUGAUCGCGUCCUGCACAAGCUUCACUCUCCCUCUCAACCAGUUGGUGGUGUCGGUGAAGGCUGCUUCUUGUGGUGUCAAAGCUGUGGGGCCGCUCUCUCAGAUGUGGGUGCUCGGGGAUGAUGUCCCAGUGGGCCUCCGCUCGACCUCUUUUCUGAUGGCGUUUGGUGCUCUGAUCGGCAAACCUGUGGAGGUGGAUACUGAUUCUUUGGAUAAGAUUGGCCCGGUUCGGAUCAAGAUUUGGCGGUCACUCCGUCUAUAUAAACGCGGGUGCACGCCAGUCGACCACAACCCGAAAAAGGUCGAGAUUCCAUCGAGAGCAGUGGCCAUGAAAAUGGAUCUUAAGAUGAUCAUCGUGUGCUCGGUCGUCGGCUCUCUCGGGGUGCUCAGUGCCAUCCUGGGGUUCUCUGCUGAGGGCACGAAGCUCACCAUUUUGGACGUGUACGUGGGUCUCGGGGUGUGCCUGAACCCGCAGAACCCCGCGUUCGGGCUCGGGGUGUGCGCGGCCAUCUUCCUGGCCAUAGCCCAGAUCAUCUUCGCCGCCCUCGGCGGCUGCUGCGGCUGCUGCAAGUCCCGCGCCAUCCCCUCCCAGAGCAAACGGGUCAUCGGCGUCAUCUGCGCCGUCUUCUCAUGGAUUGUGGCGGCGGUCGCCUUUGGGAUGCUGGUGGUAGAAGCGGCCGCGAACGCCCCCGGGGCGCGUGAAACGUCAGCGUCCGGCUAUUGCUACAUCCCCAUAGAAGGCAUCUUCGCCGGCGGCGCCGCGCUCACGCUCGUCGCCACGGCCCUCGGGAUCACCUCCUACGUCAUGCUCCGCACGCAGCCUGUCACUGUUGCCGAGACCGCCGCACCCAAGGAAGGCGAGCAGAUGCCGGCGAGCGCCGCCGGGAUCUCGACGGGGCAGCCGCAGUUCCCGCCGCAGCCUCCCCAGGGGCAGGCGCUGCCCGCGCCGCCGAGCUACCCGCAGUACUCUGCACCGCCCCAGGGGCAGCCGUACGACCAAGCGCCCUACCCGCCUCCUCCGGCACAGGGCUAUGGAGCACACGCGCCCAACCAGCAGCAGCAGCAGUUUCCCCCUCCUACUACAGAAGGCUACGCAGCGCACGCGCCGAACCAGCAGCACCCCCCUCCUUCUGCUCCUCCUAAAGGACACGAACAGGUGUAA
This is a messenger RNA of Triticum aestivum (bread wheat), 1161 nucleotides long. RefSeq lists its product as uncharacterized. The transcript is spliced from 4 exons. Lineage: Eukaryota; Viridiplantae; Streptophyta; Magnoliopsida; Poales; Poaceae. Bases 1 to 1161 code for a protein of 386 amino acids. The record is from RefSeq and is a predicted model, not a curated record.